Messenger RNA from Prorocentrum cordatum, 527 nucleotides. NCBI's taxonomy places the organism in Eukaryota, Dinophyceae, Prorocentrales, Prorocentraceae. The record is from the annotation of a GenBank genome assembly.
GCGAGUCCGCGCAGCUGAUCAUCCCCCCCAGGCUGCUGCUGGGCAAGUCGGCCGGGCACGUCCAUUCGGCCGUGCAGGGCGCCUUGGGCGGUUGCCUGAGCUUCGACGCCUUGCGCCUUCUCGGCAAGGAGUUGAUCUUGGUCGUUGAAUGCGCCGACGCCGCCUCGUCCAAUCGGAAGUCCAUUAUGUUUAGCGCCCUGAACUGCGGCGCCAAAGUUUGCAGCUGGGGCAGCAAGUGCUUGGUGCACCAGCUCUUUCGCGGUGUCAUCGUCAUUUUGGAUCGGCGGAAGUUGACGCCAACCCUCGGGGCCCUCGGGUCGGUCCUUCGCAUCUCGGGCAGAGUCGACGCGCUGAAGCUGGCCGUCGUGAGCGUUUGCCAAGGCCUCGAUUUCCAGCUAGGGGUUCCCCCGCCGCCAGAGAAUGCAGAGCACCGCGUGAGGGAUCGACGGAUGUUGAAUAUCCUGCUCUUGGACCGCGUGCUGCGCAGGGAGUUUGCGAACCCUUUCGAGGGCGCCAAGGAGCAGCGC